Molecule: messenger RNA, 3531 nt
Organism: Homalodisca vitripennis (glassy-winged sharpshooter)
Lineage: Eukaryota; Metazoa; Arthropoda; Insecta; Hemiptera; Cicadellidae
Product: glutenin, high molecular weight subunit DX5-like
Exons: 5
Coding region: 1-1929 (642 amino acids)
Source: RefSeq, a predicted model, not a curated record
AUGGUACGUUCCUCAAAGCUAUCAGCAAAGGAAAAGUAUGAGAGACAGAAAGCAUUGACAAAGGAACGUCAGCGAAGGUAUAGAGAACGAAUGAGUGAAGAAAAGAAAGAAGAAAAGAGGAAGUAUGACAGAGAUCGUCUUGCUCGAUUGAAAGCAGAAAAUAAAAUAAAGAAAAUAUCAGACAUGACUCCUAGAGAACAAAGAAAAAUGCGAAAGUAUUGGAAAGAAAGAAAUCUUGUUAGAAGCCUGAAAAAGAAAUCACUGAAAGAAGUUACAGAUACUCCCCCAGCUUCUCCUUUACAGGACGUGAGAGAGGAAUCUGAACAAAAAAGAAGAGGGUGCAAAAAAAUCCGAAGAGACAAAGCAAAGGCCUAUAGAACUAUAGCCAAGCAACAAGAGAAGAUUAAAGAAUUAGAAAAAAAGUUAGGAAAGUAUAAAAAGCGGUUGCACAGAGAGAAAAAGAAACAUUUAAUUGACUCAUCCCCAUCUCCAAGAAAAAAGCACGAUGGCGAAUCCUGUCCUCAUCAGACUGUGACCGACAAGCCUCCCGAGUACGAGUCCUUGGUGUUCGCAUCGGCAGGUCCUGUAACAUCCUGCGCCGCUCCUCCAACGUACGAAGAAGCAAUCCCCGUCGCUGAUGAGACCCGAAUUCUACCGCCUGAGUACAGGCUUCGGUCUCUGCCACUUUUUGGCCUCUCACACCACUUGGUCUCUCAGCAUUUAGGAGUUCUCUGGCAAGCCCCGGCCAGUGGCAAGCCUCGACCUCUGGCAGGCCCCAGCCACUGGAAAGCCCCGGCCAGUGGCGAAGCCCCCGACCUCUGGAAGGCACUGGCCUCUGGGAAACCCCGGCCAGUGGCAGACCCCGACCUCUGGAAGGCACCGGCCUCUGGUAAUCCCGGCCAGUGGCAAGCCCCGACCUCUGGAAGGCACCGGUCUCUGGUAUUCCCCGGCCAGUGGCGAACCCCGACCUCUGGAAAGGCACCGGCCACUGGAAAGCCCCGGCCAGUGGCAGACCCCGACCUCUGGAAGGCACCGGCCUCUGGUAAUCCCCGGCCAGUGGCAAGCCCCGACCUCUGGAAGGCACCGGCCUCUGGCACCGGCCCUCUGGCAAUCCCCGGCCAGUGGCAAGCCCCGACCUCUGGAAGGCACCGGCCACUGGAAAGCCCCGGCCAGUGGCAAACCCCGACCUCUGGAAGGCACCAGCCUCUGGCAAUCCCCGGCCAGUGGCAAGCCCCGACCUCUAGAAGGCACUGGCCUCUGGCAAUCCCCGGCCAGUGGCAGACCCCGACCUCUGGAAGGCACCGGCCUCUGGAAAUCCCCGGCCAGUGGCAAGCCCCGACCUCUGGAAGGCACCGGCCACUGGAAAGCCCCGGCCAGUGGCAAACCCUGACCUCUGGCAGUCCCCGGCCUCUGCAAAGCCUCGUCCAGUGGCAAACCCCGACCUCUGGAAGGCACUGGCCUCUGGCAAUCCCCGGCCAGUGGCAAGCCCCGACCUCUAGAAGGCACUGGCCUCUGGCAAUCCCCGGCAAGUGGCAGACCCCGACCUCUGGAAGGCACCGGCCUCUGGUAAUCCCCGGCCAGUGGCGAACACCGACCUCUGCAAGGCACCGGCCACUGGAAAGCCCCGGCCAGUGGCAAACCCCGACCUCUGGCAGUCCCCGGCCUCUGGCAAGCCCCGGCCAGUGGCAAACCCCGACCUCUGGAAGGCACUGGCCUCUGGCAAGCCCCGGUUUGUGGCAUGCCCCGGCCUCUGGCAAGCCCCGGUUUGUGGCAUUCCCCGGCCCCUGGUCUCGGAAAGCUCCUCGCCAUUGGAAGUUCCUGCCCUCUGAUUUUCCUCGGCGUCUAGUAUCUUCCGGAUUCAGGAAGGCCCCAGUCAAUCAGCUUCUAGCAGCUCUGGCCCCUGGCACCUCUCGGUCUCGGGAAUCCUAGAACAACCCAGCCCUUAGUAACUCCGGUUAGCACCCAAUAAGCAGGUGUACCAACGUCGCAGUAUCCUUAUGUCCAGUACACCAACAUUCCACCUCUAGACACCCAGGUGUGGUACAGCAGGAAACACGGACCCACAGGAGCAAGAGUUUAGGGGAUCUCUGUGACCAUGACAGUGAACUUCUCCUUGCCUAGACUUCUUUUUUUAUAAAAUAAAGGAGACUUCAGUCUCCUUUUAGUCUUAUUCUGCCUUUCCCAUGGGUCAUAGGCGUUGUGCAAGGAUCUUGUCAAAUGAACUGAAGGGAUGUUCGGGUUAGCAGUACCAAUAAUAAUAUCCCGGCCAACGCAGGAUAUAAAAUAACGCUAUUAUUUCCAACCUUAAAAUACAAGAUGGCAGGUCAUCGGCUUUCUUAUAUAACACCGAUAGUUAUUAAUUGAUUGAAAAGUACUGAUCGGGAUUGCGAGUAUUUAGUUUCUGGUAAAUGUACAACUUAACCAACAUGCCCAAGGUAAAUUGCUUAUAUUUAAUUUUGAAGAAGAUGCGUAUUUAAUUUUGAUUUUAAUACGUAUGUGUUGAAAAUAUGACUAGGUACAACGUAUCCAUCAUGCAAAUCAUUCCAUCUCCAAUUGUGUUUGUUUUAAAAAUCAUAGUUCGUAAUAAAUGUUGUAUACUAAAGGUUGUUAUGAAGAAUGAACCACAUUAUGUGAUGACAGAAUUGGGCUGUGUUAUUUAUACUAGUUAAGUCUGUUGAUCUACAGUAGGCAUCACCAGAGAGUGCAGUUGAGGGAGGAGCCUAUUUGACGCGUGACCUUGGAGCAGCCAACGAGGACUGAGCGACGUUGCCAAACUAGUUCCCCGCUAAACCCUCAGCACUCCGUGCCGGGCGGCAGUUGACGUAUUCAGUAGCAACGUCGCGCGGGCCUGUCCAAUUUAUUGCUCACCACCAACUGCACUCUUUUGUGGCUCCUACUAUAGUAAAUUAAUGCAUCAUUUUGAAAAGAUGUAGGCCUAAUACAGUUAUAACAUAACUUUAUCAGUUGUAAUAUAAAGUAGAAAAUGUUUUGAACAUGCAGCAUAUAUGUAAUACACAAGUAUAUAAAUAUACGAGUUUAAAAGAUUAUUAUAUAAUAUGUUGUUUCAUAAUCAUUAUUGAAAUGUUACAAUUCAAUUCCAAAAUGUUCAAACUAUAACAAAUAGUAGAUAAACAUUGUAAAAAAUAAUAAUAUUACAUGAAUUUAUGUUAUAUACUGUAAAUGUGUUUCUCAGGGAAACAUUUAGAAAGUGUAAUAAAGAUGGCAGGCAACUAACUACAGUGUUCUUUACAAUUUCAAUUGGUCUUAAAUAUUUUUCAAAAUCUUUGAGGGGUUUCUGCAUCUAUUUUGGAGUUUCCAAACAUUCUUAUCAAUACAUAUCUCAGCUGAAAAUGUGGUGAUUUUUAUGGCAAUUCUAAAAUAUACCAUAAUUAUACAUUGUAUCUAUAGUGUAAAAAUGUAUGUUGAGUUCGCUGUCUAGUAAUGUUUGAAACUGGAAUUAGCGCAACUUUGUGAACAUGUAUAACUAGCAUUGAAACAUAUCAGAAGAAGAAUAAAUUACUACAAGAAAAA